Drosophila eugracilis is the source of this 814-nucleotide messenger RNA. It is a transcript of the gene mad2, whose product is annotated as mitotic spindle assembly checkpoint protein MAD2A. Bases 87 to 710 code for a protein of 207 amino acids. The transcript has 3 exons. Lineage: Eukaryota; Metazoa; Arthropoda; Insecta; Diptera; Drosophilidae. Gene Ontology annotation, cellular component: nucleoplasm; kinetochore; cytoplasm. Gene Ontology annotation, biological process: mitotic spindle assembly checkpoint signaling. The record is from RefSeq and is a predicted model, not a curated record.
GGUAACAUAGCCACAAAGACUUUAAAAAUAGCGGCAAUUCAGGACGCAUUUUAAUAUUAUUUAUAAUAAAGACUACUAUAAUCAACAUGUCAACAGCUCAAGCUACCAAGAAUUGUAUCACGCUUAAGGGUUCCGCUCAGAUUAUUGUGGAAUAUCUUAAAUAUGGAAUCAAUUCUAUACUAUUUCAACGCGGAAUUUACCCGGCGGAAAAUUUCGAUAGUACACAAAAAUAUGGACUUACCAUUCUUAUGUCCAAGGAUCCGAAGAUCCAGGCUUUCCUAGAGAAUGUGCUUAGUCAAACGGAAGAAUGGCUCUCGAAGAACAUGAUCAAUAAAAUAUCUAUGGUCAUCACCAAUGCCCACACCAAGGAGGUUCUCGAAUGCUGGGACUUUAAAAUGCAGGCCGAAAUGGGCGACGGCGAUACCAGUGAUCCCACCAAGCUUACGGCUAGCAAGGAAUUAUCUCGCAUCCAGAACGAAAUACGCGACGUCAUGCGCCAGAUAUCGGCCACGGUGAGCUAUCUUCCACUGCUUGACUGCAUCUGUACUUUCGACGUGAUGAUCCACACGCUGCAGAACACCGAACUACCGGCCGAAUGGGACGAAACGGGUGCGAUUGUCAUCCAAAAUGCCCAGGCCGUCCAGCUGCGUUCCUUCUCUACGGGCCUCCACAAGGUGGACACCGUGGUCAACUACAAAAUGACCACCUAGUUGCCAAAAUUUUUAAAUAUUUAUUCCUUUUCUAUAUUUACAAUAGUGCGUAACGAACGUAACGUAUUUGAGAGUUGCAUUAAAAGCCAGUUGUGAAAAGCUAA